This is a messenger RNA of Aspergillus ruber CBS 135680, 657 nucleotides long. RefSeq lists its product as uncharacterized. Lineage: Eukaryota; Fungi; Ascomycota; Eurotiomycetes; Eurotiales; Aspergillaceae. The transcript is spliced from 3 exons. The record is from RefSeq and is a predicted model, not a curated record. Bases 46 to 657 code for a protein of 203 amino acids.
AUCCUGAUUUUGCUUCUACCACAAAACUCCAAACAAUUCUUCAACAUGCGCUUUACGUCUAUUGUUUCCCUCUUGGCUCUGGCCGCCUCUGCCAAUGCUGCGAUCAGCGCCUCGGAAUUGAUUUCCAGCAUUGAUGCGAUCACAAAGUUGUCGUUUGACACCAAUGACAUUGCUAAGGACAUCUCUGCCACGAACAUCCUCACCAAGUCUCCUCAAUUGCUCAACAACCUCAAGCAGAUAAUUCAGUCUGCGACAAAAGAUAUCAAUGCCAUCAACAGCGAGCGUUCCCUUGAGGCCCACCAGGAAUCUCCGCAAGAUGCCGGCGAGGCUAUCAAGGAUCCAUCUGAAAAUUUUGGAGAGAUACAGGACCCUUUCCCCUACAGCGACGCUGAGCAGCUACGCAUUUGCGAUUCUUUCGAAAUCUUUACGGCGGCGAAGACCCUAUAUCUGAAUACUUUGGUUAAAUACGCUGGCCUUUUGAAUCGGCUCCCUUCCAAGUUAGUCGCUGCCAUUUUCACCAAUAUAGAGAAUUAUGUCGUUGAUCCCCUUGCCUUCUUUCUCAUUGACAAAGCCCCGGCAUGCGGCCAUGAUGUCAUGAAGGACGAGAACGAGUUGGAUAGAACUUUUAGUAACAAUAUUGAUAAGUUCUCGAUAUAA